Molecule: messenger RNA, 2835 nt
Organism: Anopheles maculipalpis
Lineage: Eukaryota; Metazoa; Arthropoda; Insecta; Diptera; Culicidae
Exons: 4
Coding region: 1-2832 (943 amino acids)
Molecular function (GO): protein binding
Source: RefSeq, a predicted model, not a curated record
AUGGAGCGACAAAAGGUAUCUGUGAUAGUGUUGCUGCUGAUGCUAGGGUCGCUAGCACUCCACGCAGCGGGACAGGAAGUAUGUCCGGAACCGUGUAGCUGCGACUGUGAGGAAAGCAUGGCGUGUGUCGAUUGUUCCGGGCGUGGCCUUACCGAGCUUCCCGUUUUUGCGGACAUUAAUAUCGAAAUUCUUGACCUUUCCGACAACCUGUUCACAACGAUCCCACCCGAGCUGGGUCAAUUUCCAAGGCUACACUAUCUGGACCUGUCGGCGAAUGCAAUCACACGCCUCCCGGAGGAUGCGCUCACCGGCAUGAGUUCGCUGUCCAUAUUGAUCCUCUCCGAAAAUAACAUUUCCAACUGGGCCGACAUUCAUCCGAAUCGCUUGCUGCUCCCAGCGGGAAAUCUGAAAGAGUUACGCCUGGCGAAGAAUCACUUCACAAGCUUCUCCAGCAACGAUGAUAACCUGGUCCUGACGAGCCUUUCGUUGCGUUAUCUCGAUCUGAGCGAGUGCAAAAUUUCAAAAGUUUCCGGCAACGAAGUUAUACAAGGGUUGCGCAGCCUGGAGCAUCUGAAACUAUCCGGCAACCCUAUCAUGUCCGUCUCGGACAUGCAAUCCACCACACUGAAACGGCUCGAGCUUAACAGCUGCAAACUUUCGGCACUGCAACCUACAAUCUUUACCGGACUGACCGCGCUUAAAGAGGUUAAUCUGGCACGGAACCAUCGGCUAUCGCUCGUGCUGCCCCACGAGGAAACGUCCGUCCAGUCGGUGACGUUACGCAAAAUUAACCUCUCGCACUGCAACAUGGACUCACUCGAUCUGCAUGGCUUCCCGAACCUCAUGACGGCGAUCGUACGUGGUAAUAUGGUCCGACAGCUCGAUCGUGACUUGUUUUCCGAUACGGCACUGUUGGAACAUUUGGAUCUUUCAUCCAACGCCAUCAGCAGCAUCCAUCCGGAAGCGUUCCGUGUGCUAAAGCACCUCAAAACGCUUGAUCUUUCCUUCAACAUGAUAUCGCGCAUCGAUGGAAAACUGUUCAAAACGAACGAUCUUCUGACGCACAUCAACCUUAGCCGGAACUACAUUAGCCGCUUUAGCCGCGUGUCGGCCGAUUCGCUCGUGUACCUCAACAUGAGCUGGUGCGAAAUUCUUACGAUCGACUGGGACGCACUCGCGUCGAUGGGUGAGCUUAUUGAGCUGGAUCUUUCCAACAAUCUUAUAUCCGACAUACCGGACACACUGUCUUCGGGAACGCUGCAAACGCUCGAUCUCAGCAUGUGCCGGCUGUCAUCGAUGCGGAACACAACGUUGGUCGGUCUGCCGGAGCUGGUGAGAAUCAAUCUUUCCGGCAAUCGAUUUACCACCCCGUUUCGGGUGGACUUUUUCGACAAGAAUCCGUACCUAAGCGAAAUCUGGCUCGGUGACAAUCCAUGGCGUUGCGACUGUCGCAGUGAUGAGUUCUUUCAGUUUUUUCAAUUUCUUACUGAUCCACCGGGAAGGAUUGGAGAUCGAAAGAACCUGCAGUGCAACACACCGGAGGACUUUUUCGGUGCAUCGUGGGAAGGUGCCUGUCGGUCCGUUUGGUAUCCGUACGAAACAAUCGGCAACGCGGAACGUAUCUGGACCUGGUUGAUGGUGGGUGUGCUGUCCUUUUUCGGCUUCUUUUGUCUGAUUUCAUCGAUCAAGAAAUUCAUCUCCUCUCGCAAGAAAAUAGCCGCGGAACGGGAGCGGGAACAAAAUCUGCAAGAAUUGCGUGAGAUUGCUCGCGACAAUCGUGUGCGACUUCAGCAGGACGCACCUCAAAAUGCUCCGGACGCACGAGAAUCAAGACCUCCUUGUUACGAGGAUGCCUUACUGCUUCCCAAGCUAGAUGCAGCUUCGUUCGCCUCACUCGAUGAACUGAUGUUGCGUGGCAAGCGUCGCAAACGGCGCCGUAAUCGUCGUGCAUCCGGUUCCGAGGCUAAGGAUGACGACGAUAUCGAUGAGGAAGAGCGCAUCCAAACACGUCAGCGAACUAGAACUCGCAGUGAAGAUGUCCUUUCACGGAGACUGGAAGAUACAUCCUCACUCGAGCCAGCGCCUGAUCGGCCACCCGUGCGAUCCAUCUACGAACGGCCCACAUCAAACCGUGUCGUGUCACAAACGGAAGCUCUGGUCCACAUCUCUACACCAGCCGUCACACAGGAACAGCGUGAUCGCGAGGAGGACGAAGAACUGCACUACCAUUCGAUCGAUAUUCUAAGCCUGCACCAUCAACCGUCAUCCGCCAGUGAACGUUCUGCACCACCGCCUCCUCCACGGCUCAGUUCCACCAUAACCAUGCCAAGCGAACCAAUCGAAACCUUCACCGGCAUUAGCCACAGUCCGUACGCCAAGCGCAAAGUAAAACCUCUCCAACAUCUUAACCCGAACGGAAGCAUUGAAGAGAUCACCGAUUUUGCCGAUCGACACUCGAGUCCGUACGCGAAACGACGUGGCCCGCUAAUGUCCAGCUUUCGGGACCCAUCGCGAAAACUUCCACCCCUACCGGACGGCCCACCGCCUCCCGUACCGCAGGCGGGAUAUGGUCGUUCGUCCGAAAUCACACUAGUCGAAAACUAUUUCCAACCAACGGAUCAAAAUCGUAUCAUCGAUGAGCUGGAUGAUUAUGCCGUCAUUCCGAUACAAAUUAAUGCUGGUUCUCUUGAGAGUGAACCACAACCAUCUACCUCCGGUAGCACUAAAGCGGUCGUGUUGGCGAUGGACGAUCGAGAUGGACCGUUAAAUGCGAGUGAUUCUAGUGAAACCAGCAGUAUAGAAAUUAUUGCACCUUUGGUGCUGAAAAAAUAGAAC